AUGGCAUCGGCAUCUUUUCAGAUCUCUUCAUUACUUCUGGCUGCUCUGGGUUUUAUCAUGUUACUUGCUGCCACUGUGUCCAAUAGCUGGAAAACCUCCAGUUCAACAAACACAAUUAUUAUCGCAAGUUGGAUCUAUGAAGGUCUCUGGAUGAAUUGUGCAGCUACUUCUUUGGGCAUGGUUCAGUGUAAGAAAUUCUCUUUCUUCCUAAGUAUAGACACUUAUAUUCAAGUAUGCCGAGCCCUGAUGGUCACUUCCCUCGUCUUGGGUCUGUUUGGUAUUCUGGUGACAGUGUUUGGGUUAGAGUGCGUUCAGCUUGGGAACAGUGCUAAAAAAACAAAAGCAAAGAUUGCCAUGAUAGGAGGAAUGGUCUUCAUUUUAUCAGGUCUCUCAUCAAUGGUGGCUAUUUCUUGGUAUGCAUCAAUGAUCACAGCUCAGUUUUUUGAUUCAUUCUAUGCUGGAACAAAAUAUGAACUAGGACAUGCACUGUACAUAGGCUGGGCUGGCUCCCUGCUUUCUAUGCUUGGUGGGAUCCUCCUGACAUUCUCAUGCAAAGGAACCAAAAAACAGAAACACAGAAACUACAGUUAUGAUUCUGCUGCUACCCAGAGAGUUAAUGAACCAUUUAUUUACAACAAAGUAUCGGAGACAGUCACAUCUGCCAAAGAUUAUGUUUAG
Euleptes europaea (tarantolino) is the source of this 678-nucleotide messenger RNA. Its product is annotated as claudin-10-like. NCBI's taxonomy places the organism in Eukaryota, Metazoa, Chordata, Lepidosauria, Squamata, Sphaerodactylidae. Gene Ontology annotation, molecular function: structural molecule activity. The record is from RefSeq and is a predicted model, not a curated record. The transcript is spliced from 5 exons. Gene Ontology annotation, cellular component: plasma membrane; bicellular tight junction. Gene Ontology annotation, biological process: bicellular tight junction assembly; cell adhesion. The coding region runs from base 1 to 678 and encodes 225 amino acids.